AUGUUUCUCUACCAGCUGCUCAACUUUUUCUUUGCGGCCUCCAAAAAGGAGGAGGACUCUAAGUAUGACCUGUCCUUGUACAAGCGUGGAGACUUACUCGAGGUGCCUAGGACUUUAUUUACUCAUUUUGGUAUCUACCUGGGCAACAACAGGGUGGCUCACCUCAUUCCAGACAUCCUGCCCGCCAUUACCAAGGAUAAAUCUGCAAUAGCUAAAAUGGUGACAAACAACCGCCUGUUAAUGGGUGUCAUCACCAAGGUGGCCAGCGUCAGAGUGGACUCUGUGGCAGACUUUGCAUAUGGCUCCGAUAUCCUGAUCAAUCAUAUGGACAAAGUGUGCAGCCAGCCUCCAUUGGAUGGGGAAGAGGUUGCACGAAGGGCUGAGAAGCUGCUGGGAUCAGUCACCUACAGCUUGCUCUGGUACAAUUGUGAACAUUAUGUCAUGUACUGCAGAUUUGGCAUGGCCAUCAGCUACCAGACAUACCAGUUCUGCACCACAGUGCGUAAGAUCUUGUUCAGCAGAAUGAGCGCCUACCUGACUGCAUUGUGUGGCGUCUGCUUCAUGCUGUACCUGAGCUGCGUGACGCCGCUGACGGUUCUUCUAACUGUGCUCAUCUCCUUCACCAUAUGGAUGGCUUCCUAA
Cyprinodon variegatus (sheepshead minnow) is the source of this 642-nucleotide messenger RNA. Its product is annotated as lecithin retinol acyltransferase-like. Lineage: Eukaryota; Metazoa; Chordata; Actinopteri; Cyprinodontiformes; Cyprinodontidae. The transcript is spliced from 2 exons. Bases 1 to 642 code for a protein of 213 amino acids. Gene Ontology annotation, biological process: retinol metabolic process. The record is from RefSeq and is a predicted model, not a curated record. Gene Ontology annotation, molecular function: phosphatidylcholine-retinol O-acyltransferase activity.